Archocentrus centrarchus (flier cichlid) is the source of this 2246-nucleotide messenger RNA. Its product is annotated as probable pleckstrin homology domain-containing family N member 1. Lineage: Eukaryota; Metazoa; Chordata; Actinopteri; Cichliformes; Cichlidae. Gene Ontology annotation, cellular component: lamellipodium; cytoplasm. Gene Ontology annotation, molecular function: guanyl-nucleotide exchange factor activity. The transcript has 11 exons. The coding region runs from base 756 to 1934 and encodes 392 amino acids. The record is from RefSeq and is a predicted model, not a curated record. Gene Ontology annotation, biological process: lamellipodium assembly.
UGUGCAAACCCUCCCACCACCUUAUUGCAACUCUAACCAGGAAGAUCAACACAAGGCUCCACUCACUACAGUUACUGUAGCUUGUUUUGACUGCAGCCCUUCACCUCUCUGUGUCAUAACUCAUAAUUAUCUCUCUCGACUAUGCACAUUCAAGUUCGGCGCAUGUAAACUAGACAGGCAUGGCCCCAUCUUUCCCAAUAAGAUAAUCACUUCAUUCACACGUUUCACAACAAGGAGGAAAGCUUGUCUUAUCAACUUCAGGAGGUAUGAUAUAUUUAUUUUUUAACCCUCAUUUGGUGAGCUUGUCUUUUAGUGACAAAAUAGUUUUCAUUUAUCAUGCUGAUGCAUUAGCAGGUUCCCACAGUAGGUUCAGAGUGUAAAAUAGGAAGCUGCUCAGUCAUCUGCCGACAGCCAACUGACAGGAAGGAAGGAACAACUACUACGCUGCGAUUCAACAAAAACCUGCCACUUUUUUCUUCAAUUCCUCUUCAAAAGCUUUUUGUUUUCGGGGCUCUAUGGAAAUAUACGCUGCAUGCUGGCAAAAGGGGGAACUAGAGCUUAGCAGCACCCUGCCUCCUCAUCCCCUGCUCCUGAGCACAAUAUCCUCUUUUAAACCCAACCACCCCCCCAUUUUUUUGCUAUCUCUUUGGUUUUAAUGUGGCACGCACAAACUGGGUGAUUGUCUAGACAGAUGGUGCUCAGUGUGUGGAACAGAAGCUGAGGCAAGGUAAAGAGGGACAGACUCCUUCUCCGUCAUGGGAUGCUGCAGUGUGACCCAGAGGCAUACUGGAGUGGACGAGGUGGGCCCUGAUGAGAUUGAGCUUCUGGAACUCCCCGGAGACAAUUUAGGUGUGUGGAGCCUGGGAGAGACCAGACUUCAGCUGUGCGUGAGGAACAGCAGAGACGAGCAGCCUGAGCCACCACCGCGCAGACCUUCAACACCACACAUGAAAAAAGAGGUGGCGCUGUGGGGAAAGAGCAUGGAUGAGCUCCACCACAGGAUAUACUCCCAGCAGCCAAUCAGGGGCUGGGAGGGCCAACCUGCCCACACGUAUGGAGAGAUCAUCCACUCCUCAUUGGUGUCUCUCUACAUCAGCUACACGCAGGAAACCCGUGAACACUUCCUGGUUUUGUUCUCUUUUCACCUACUGAUCCUUUCUCUGGACCACUCUCGACAAGACUUCAUUUAUGAGGGCAUUCUUCCCCUUUCUGGACUUUCCUUCCAAGUCGUCUCUCUGGACGUGGACGCGUCACAUUCACCACACAUGUUUGAAAUCAGCAGUCCAGUGAUGGACUCCAAGGUGUUCAUAUGUGCCAGUGCUGCAGAGCUACAGAAAUGGAUGCAGCACCUAGAAGACAGGAGAUACAAAUCCAUGAUGCAACCCAUGAGUCCCUCCCACUGUGCUCUCUCCUAUCUAUUACCGUGUGACGAGCACUGGAAAAGAGAAGAACUGAAAAAAUACUUACUACAAGCUCCAAUAUGGCAGUGGGAGGGCUCGCCCAUACAGCACAUGGGUCAGCCGGGCUACUUAUCUAUUGUCCAUAUCAUCAACACACAGAGACAGGGACUCCAAGAAAGACUGAUGGUUCUCUUCCCUCAAGACGUCCUGCUGCUAUCUGUUGACAAGCACCUGAAUAUAAGAUAUGAGGGCAGGCUGCCCCGACAAAGUGUCAAAGCAGUUGAGCGGUCAGCCUUGCCUGGACGGCUGGAGUUUGACCUGAUAGGUGAGCUGGUGGAGCCGCUGCAGGUCUCCUGUACCUGCCGGGAGGAUUAUCAGAACUGGAUUUUUCAGUUACAACAGCCAGACAGAAGCAGCCACGUUACUGUGAGUCACCCUCCACCUCCAAUCAUGCCAAAGCUGCAGAGGAGCAGGAAGGAGUCCCAGGAACCAAUGCUCGCAGCGGACCAAUAUUAUAUCAGUGGACGGGGCUGACUCCACAGAGAGGAAAAGCUUCAACGUUCGCUGUAAUCAUAAAUUUGAAACAUGUAGAUAAAUUGUACAUAUGACUGAUUUGUCCCACAACGCGGAGACGGAGCAGUGAAGAAGACUUCUUCACUUAAUAUAUUUGGCUGAUUUUGUCACUUUGAAUGGACAGAAAACUAUUUUUCAUGUGGGCACAAACAAAAACUAGACCUUGACCCAGAUUAAGUGCAGAUCACAGCUGAAGAAAUGUUAGCGGUAGACACUGUAGAGUCUCAAAAAUAAUAAACUGUGAAUACCUGUAUGUAGCUUUGUUUGACCUUU